This is a messenger RNA of Pelagomonas calceolata, 1825 nucleotides long. The record is from the annotation of a GenBank genome assembly. Lineage: Eukaryota; Pelagophyceae; Pelagomonadales; Pelagomonadaceae.
GCUGUACGCUGGUGUUUGAGCUUUGCAGCUGCGAUUUUUCGAUGAGGUUGGAGCGCCGCGACCACAAUCACCUCGCCGAAGCAGUCACGCAGUGUGAGGUUGCUCGUGUAUCGUAGACAAGCCAAGAAACUUCGGACACCUCACACAAAAAAAUAAUCAGCUAGCGUUCAGUAACACACGAGCCAGCAAAGCGUGCAAGCCAGUUUACGGCCUCACCGGCCUUGUGCCUACGAUCUGGCCCUGUCACAGCAUCAGUAGUAUAGUUGUGACGCAGCCCUAGCGACGACACGUGCCGUUUUUUGACGACUGAGUACAAACUUGGCUCCAACUGAUGAAUCGGCACCGCGGACGCGGCCGCCGACGGCGCGCGCUCGCGGGCGCACUCCUCACCGUGCUAACGACAAGCGCCUUCCCACUGCCUUUUAUGAGGAAACGCGUCAACCGCACGGUGCUCUGCCACCAAUGCCGACACGCCGGUGGCCAAGGUGUCGACGCGAUGAAUUCACUAGAUGCGACGGCCAUGGCCGCGCUAGCUUCUUUAGUGUAUGUCAGUGGCUGGAAGAAUCGCACGCUACCCAUAGAAAUACGGGCCUACUCAUCCAAGUCCAAGCACGCGUGGCGGUCCGGCUGGGCGGCGGAACGAGCGCGGUGGGCGAAGUGCGCGGCGCGAGCGGCUCGAGCCGCGCCUCGAGUCCCUGGGGUCCAAUCCGCUUUCCUGCCGCCCCACGGCACGAUCCAAAAACUUGGUGCGGAUUGCGCGCCGCCGUUCCACCGACGGUGGCAACCCACAUAUUAUUUCACGGACUGGUCCGAGCCGGGCCCCGGUGGGAUUAGGUGGCACUCGACGACGGCUCUCGUCGCGAGAGGCGACGCCGGCGCGGUAGCCGUGGCGUUCAUGGGCAGCGCCGACAUGCGGCAUGCGAUCACGAACGUGCAAAUCAUGGAGACGCAUGAAAAAAGGGGUGGCGGCAAGACCGCGAGAGGCAUGCGCGGGGCCUUUGAGCGCGUGCGAGGUGGUAGCAUUACGCGGUUGGACGAGGGUCGAAGGCGGGACGAUCCCGUGUUUCGGGCGAUAGAAGAUGCUUGUAGAGGUAGAUGGCUUCAUACGAAUGGGCCGGACGUAUGUCGGCCGGACAAGGAGCAGUUGUUGGCUGGUUUGUUGGAUGAUUUGGCCUCCGCUACGUUAGGUACUAAUGCCCCAAUUUGGGUCACGGGUCAUUCGUUGGGUGGGGCUCUGGCGUUGCAAUUAGCCUUGUUCGCGGCGAAACGCCGCCCGAGAAAGGCUCAUGAAGUAAGAGUGACGACCUUCGGCGAACCGCCGAUCGGGGACCGGCGUUUUUUCGAUGCCCAGCGGAGAAGGCAUCCACGAUUAGCUCGACGGUAUGAUAGGAGGGUCGCCGUCGCGGCCCCUCCCGGUUGUAGGCCGGACAUCGUGCCCGCGACCACGCGACUGGUCGGAGGCGGUUCUUCCGCACAUUUUGCCGAGCCGCGCCACGUCUGCGCCGCGGACCCGCCCGGGAAUGUGGUGGCCGCACAUGCCAUGGUCGGGUAUUGGAGGGCACUCAUGGACGGUCUCCGGCGAGACUUCGCGCUGGAGACGUUGUACGAAGGGCCCGGUUUUUGGGGCUCCGAGACCUUCGACGAUCCCCUGCUCGUGGAGGCGCGACGCAAGGUCCAGAAGCAACUCCAGCGCGAAGAGGAAAGAUUGAGGAAGCGGGACAAGGCGCCGUUUCCUCUGAGACGGCCGCGCCUCGUCGAGGGCGACGAGAGUUGUGUCGAGGAGGGGCUCCUAAGUAGCUAGUGACACAUCACAUUCUUAGCAUGG